Botrytis cinerea B05.10 is the source of this 949-nucleotide messenger RNA. RefSeq lists its product as hypothetical. NCBI's taxonomy places the organism in Eukaryota, Fungi, Ascomycota, Leotiomycetes, Helotiales, Sclerotiniaceae. The coding region runs from base 295 to 624 and encodes 109 amino acids. The record is from RefSeq and is a predicted model, not a curated record. The transcript is spliced from 2 exons.
GAAAUUUUCAAUAUAUUCUUUCCUCUGCCCGCCCUUCUGCGUCGGUUAUCGAAAUCCGACAGAAAACAGAAGCUUUGCAUUUUUGGACGGGGUUUCCUUGCAACAUCUAAGUCUAAACGUCAUCGAAGCCGAGCUCAGCGAACAAAAUAUCACAAGCUUGCUACCUCGAAUUUGUUCCAACGUCGAGUUUCCUCGAAAUCUUGGACAUUGUGGUCAGUAGUGAGGGGGAUCUUGAAGAGGUCUCUUGGAAAAGCACGAGUUAGCUCAGCAACGAAACGAAACGAUCUAUCAACCAUGACAUCAACAAUAGUCGGAAUAGGCCAUCUGCUUCUUGGUGCGCAAGAGCUUGUCCUCGCGAUUCCACACCUCAUACGUCCGAUUCUUCUUACCUUUGCUCUAUUUUUUGCCGUGUGUGUGUUUAUGUGCGCAGUUGCAUAUGCUUUUAUCGCCAUGAAAUCAAGUUUACAUACGAUUGUCAAGGAUUCAGACGAUGUCUGCUCGAAAUGGAUGAGGAAAAUUGUCGCUAGUGAUGGAUUCAUUGAAAUAGGGGUAUUGGGGUACGUGGUUGUGGUUGCGUUUGGGGUAGGGAGGGGGUUGGAUUUGGUGCUUGGAGUUUGUUGGUGAGGGAGCGAGGGGGCAAUGGAUGGGACCGACGGACAUGUUGUUAUGAAAUGAGAGCAUGGGUUUUUAUUGCGCAGAGUCAACAAUCUUGACGUGUAGUGUUGAAGAAUGAGAAGAAGCCUUUGAACAAUCUUUUCAGCCCUCAGAUAUGAUUAUCAAAAUGAGAGCAUAGAGAAAGGGCUGAUGGAAUAGUUAGAUGAUUCUAGUCUUCACAAUCAUGCUUCUGAUGACUAAAACUCGGCUGCGCAGCAGGUACCCGCGGGCGGAUGAUGGCUCUGGUGGAUAAUCCGCGGGUUGUCAGUUGCGGAGCGGAAAUUCAGGAAAACCA